AUGGGACGCCCCUCGUCAGGUACCCGGAAUUGCAAUGCCCAACCACGCAUUAUGAGACAGCAAGUCCGCACUGUGCGAACGCUGUUUCCCGCCGAGAUCCACACCGGAUGGUCCGGCCCGGACAGUCCUUUCACCGCCUCCGACGUUUCUCACACGUGCACCACCGUCAAAGUCUCGUCAUCCGUGCUCGCCCACCUCACGCCAACUUCCGUCCUCGACAGCCGCCCGGUUCUCAUGGCAGACAGCGACUGGAGGACGCAAUUAUUGGCGUCAGAUCGAUAUGAAAACAUUCAGAGGAUAAAGUCUGUCUUGGAGACAGCUAGUCCGGAUGCCAAAGACACGUCACAGUCGGACGCAUUUUCUGUAGAAAAUCAGGCUUAUAAAGACUCGUCGUCCAGGGCUCAAUAUGACGAAAUCUGCCAGCUAGUCGGCUCAGCCAAUUUGUCUCGCCCGGAAGCCCCAGCACCUACUGAUGACCAACCUGAAGAUGCUGGCGUCAACAUUGGUUCUUACAAAAAUUGUGUUUCUUUUGCAAGUGGCUUAACGUCAGAAGUCUACCGAUGCAAAGAUCGAGCGCUCAAGGUCAUUGUGGAAACACACAAUAUUGAGCCUCACAAUCCGCAACGCGAGGCCAGGAUUCUAGCGACCUUGAAACGACCAUGCAUUCCACUUUUAGAAAUAUUCAGGGACCAAGAACAAAGAUUUGUUCUAGUAUUUCCUUACAAGCCCAUGACACUUGCCGAUGUCAUUGACAAAGGAACCAUUCCGCUGCCCCAGAUUAGACGUCUCUUCAAAGACAUCUUCACUGCACUCGCGAAUAUCCAUGGCCAAGGCAUCAUACACCGAGACGUCAAGCCCGAGGCCAUCCUGCUCGACGGCCCGGAAGGGCCAGCAUAUCUUUCUGAUUUUGGAACAGCCUGGCACCCGACCAUGUCGAUUGUCUCAGAGCCGGCCAAAUCCAAGAUCCUGGAUAUCGGGACCGGCCCCUACCGAGCGCCUGAAGCCCUCUUUGGUGAUAAAGCCUACGGUCCUUCUGUCGACGUGUGGGCGGCUGGGGCCAUGCUGGCCGAGUGCUGUCGCAGUCCCCCAAAGUCCCUGUUCAAUUCAAGACCCGCCCAUGAGGACGGCAACCAGCUGGGUUUGAUUCUGAGCAUCUUCAAAACUUUGGGCACGCCGACACGCGAGACUUGGCCCGAGGCUGCGAGCUUCAAGACGCCACCCUUUGAGAUGUACCGCAUGUUUGAUGGCCAACCGUGGACAGAGAUUCUUCCAGAGGUCAAUCCCCAUGCUCGAGAGCUGAUCUCGAGCUUGGUGCGCUUUGACUCUAAGAGGGCUACAGCGGAGCAAGCUCUACAGCACAAGUUCAUGAUAGGCACUGAGGAAAGUCAAACAUAG
Molecule: messenger RNA, 1395 nt
Organism: Colletotrichum tamarilloi
Lineage: Eukaryota; Fungi; Ascomycota; Sordariomycetes; Glomerellales; Glomerellaceae
Exons: 6
Coding region: 1-1395 (464 amino acids)
Biological process (GO): protein phosphorylation; G1/S transition of mitotic cell cycle; signal transduction
Cellular component (GO): cyclin-dependent protein kinase holoenzyme complex; cytoplasm; nucleus
Molecular function (GO): ATP binding; cyclin binding; cyclin-dependent protein serine/threonine kinase activity
Source: RefSeq, a predicted model, not a curated record